This is a messenger RNA of Amblyraja radiata (thorny skate), 357 nucleotides long. Its product is annotated as negative elongation factor E-like. The record is from RefSeq and is a predicted model, not a curated record. The transcript has 4 exons. Bases 1 to 357 code for a protein of 118 amino acids. Gene Ontology annotation, biological process: negative regulation of transcription elongation by RNA polymerase II. Lineage: Eukaryota; Metazoa; Chordata; Chondrichthyes; Rajiformes; Rajidae. Gene Ontology annotation, cellular component: NELF complex.
AUGCUGGUGAAGACGGGAGCCAUCAGUGCCAUCACAGCCGAGAACAAGAACUCCGGCUUCAAGCACUCACACACCCUGGAGGGGAAGCUCAAGAGAAAGUACAGCACGCUGAGGAAACAGAAGAAAGUGCUGCUGGCCUUCAAGAAGCAGAGUUCAGGAGCUCAGAGCAGCAAGGGAGGCAUCAAACGCUCGCUGUACGACCAGUCGCUGACCGACACAGCCACGACCACAGUGGAGGCCAAGAUGCUGGUGAAGACGGGAGCCAUCAGUGCCAUCACAGCCGAGAACAAGAACUCCGGCUUCAAGCGCUCACACACCCUGGAGGGGAAGCUCAAGGUGAGAGAGUGCACGUGGUAG